AUGACUUCGAACAAAACCAUCGCAUUCAUCGGUGCUAGCACCGGAGUUGGCCUGUCGGCACUCAAACACGCCGUCGCUGCUGGCUACCAAUGUACAGCACUCUGUCGAGUGCCCUCAAAGCUCUCCUCUAUUUUCCCAUCAGAGUCAACACCCAACCUGAAAAUCGUCGAGGGAAAUGCGCGCGAUAUCAAAGUUGUCACGCAGUGCCUGGACGCAGGAAACGGGAAACUAGUCGACUUCAUCGUUUCCACCAUCGGCAGUCGACCAGUAUGGGUUAAAUGGAAAAUGAGCAUCGAAGACCCCACCGUUUGUCAAAACGCCAUGGCGAAUGUCCUCGAGGCCCUUGCUCAGCUUCGAAAUGCGGGCCUCACUGGCAAUCCGCACAUCAUCCCGUUCAGCACCACUGGAAUGUCGAAAUAUGGUCGCGAUUACCCCAUCGUGUUGGCAUUUUUCUACCUUGUGCUUCUCCAGGUGCCCCACAAGGACAAGCAAGUCAUGGAAGAAAAGCUCAUCGAGAGUGGUGAAUCGUAUACGAUCGUUCGGGGAAGUCUCUUGACUGAUGGCGAGACUACCAGGACGGUUCGGGUUGGCAUUGAGGACCAUAAGACUGGUCGGGAGUCAGAGGCUAUCGGAUAUACCAUCACCAGGGAAGAUGCAGGAAAAUGGGUUCUAGAAAACCUUGUUUCCCAGCGGAAUGAAAAGUAUCAAAACAAGAUCCUGAUGAUCACGACUUGA
Molecule: messenger RNA, 735 nt
Organism: Penicillium manginii
Lineage: Eukaryota; Fungi; Ascomycota; Eurotiomycetes; Eurotiales; Aspergillaceae
Product: NAD(P)-dependent oxidoreductase
Exons: 1
Coding region: 1-735 (244 amino acids)
Source: RefSeq, a predicted model, not a curated record